Camellia sinensis is the source of this 1209-nucleotide messenger RNA. The record is from RefSeq and is a predicted model, not a curated record. Lineage: Eukaryota; Viridiplantae; Streptophyta; Magnoliopsida; Ericales; Theaceae.
AUGCAUCCUGAGGAUCAGGAAAAAAUGGCAUUCCUCACUCCGAGGGGCACUUAUUGUUACAAAGUCAUGCCCUUCGGCCUGAAGAAUGUUAGGGCAACGUAUCAGAGGCUUGUGACCACCAUGUUUAAGGGGCAACUAGACCGUACCAUGGUGGUGUACAUCGAUGAUAUGGUGGUAAAGUCCAAAGAAAAGCAUGUCCACUUAGCCGACUUGACCGCAACCGUCGACAUCCUCCGAAAAUACAUAAUGAAACUUAACGCCUUAAAAUGCGUGUUCGGUAUCGGAUCUGGCACAUUCUUGGGCUAUAUUGUGAACUAUCGCAGAAUAGAGGCCAACCCGAAACAAAUUACAGUAAUCUUGGAACUUGGCUUCCCUCAAUCAGUCAAAGAAGGGAAAGCAUUCCUUUGGACCCUCGAAUGCCAAACCACCCUAGACGGCUUAAAAGCUUAUCUCCUUUCAAUAUCGCUCUUGAUAACUCCGUCGCCGAGUGACACACGCAUCCUGUACCUUGCGGUCUCAGAUCGUGCAAUCAGUGCCGUACUACUUAAAGAAGAGCUAGGAGAGCAACGACCCAUUUUCUACGUUAUACUUCACAGUGGGGAAUCAUCAGGGCGCGUCUCCAAAUGGGCGUUAGAACUCGGCCAAUAUGACAUCCAGUUCUCUCCUAGAACAGAUAUCAAGGAGCAGGUUUUGGCUGACUUCAUUGCUGAAUUUACUGGUCGUCACGCCGACUUAAAGCUAGAGCAACCGGCCUUCCAACCCCAACAAGAGUGGAGGAUGUGUGUUGGAGAUAUUUGGCAGAUGUACUGCGAUGGUUCAUUCAACCAGCGUGGUUGCGGGGCCGGAGUAGUGAUUAUGACUCAUGAGGGUGCCUUACAGGUUUUCUGUGAUUCAAAGUUGGUUAUCAAUCAAUUGAAGGGGAAGUAUACAGCUGAGAAUGACCGAAUAACAACAUACAUGAAGACGACAAACUCAUUACUCAUGAAGUUUGACCACCAUGAGCUGCAUCAAAUUACCCGCGACCAAAAUACCCAUGCAGAUGCUUUUGCUUGCUUGGCUUCUGUCAUCAAUUUGAAAGUUAAGCGGACUAUUGAGAUGGGAUUCGUCAAUAAGCCGAGUAUUGGUCUCCCGAAUUUCGUUUGCAUCAAUGUUAUUGACUUGGGGCUGAGUUGGAUGGAUCCAAUUACCGUAUUUUUAUCUUCACAAUAG